Molecule: messenger RNA, 3261 nt
Organism: Coregonus clupeaformis (lake whitefish)
Lineage: Eukaryota; Metazoa; Chordata; Actinopteri; Salmoniformes; Salmonidae
Product: transcriptional regulator QRICH1
Exons: 12
Coding region: 321-2525 (734 amino acids)
Source: RefSeq, a predicted model, not a curated record
UAGAACGCCAUCUGAUUGGACGAAAGGGGUGUAGUUGUAAGAUGGCGCCCAGUGAAAUCUGACUGCAAAAUAAAACGGAAAAUAAUAGACGAAAUAGCAAGAAACAAGAAAAAAUCCAAGUCUAAAAGAUCACAGAGACAUCUUGUAUCUCUCAUAUGUACAAGAAAAACGCUGCUACUGGCUUGUGGAGCUGCUUUUCUGGGCGGAUAGAGAGAGUGGAGUUGGUCGGCCUGGGAGAAGAGAGGUAAAGGCGAGGAGGGGAGUGGAGCGUACUAACGCACACCAUCCUAUCCCCUGUAGAAGAGUAGCGUUGGGCUGUGAUGAAUAACAUGGAGGGUUCGGGGGGCUCGUUUGAGGAUCUGGUGAGGCUGAAGGCCCGCAGUGUCCCCCAGCAUCGGAUGAAGGAGUUCCUGGAGUCCCUGGCCAACAAGGGCCCCGAGGCACUGCAAGAGUUCAACCAUCAGGGCGGCGCUGCCGCCACAACCACUACCACCACCACGGUGUACCAGCAGGGAGCCAACUGCAUAUACACAGACAGCACCGAGGUGGCUGGGUCACUGCUGGAACUGGCCUGUCCGCAACAGCAGGUACAGGUGUCCCAGCAGCAGGUGAUGGCAGCAGAGCAGCAGCUCUCACCCCAUAUGACCACAGCCAUGCACCAAGGCCAAGACAUAAUACAGGUGCAGAUUGGGGGGCAACAUCAGGGCCAGGUGGUUGGGGUGGGUGGCCAGGUGCUGCAGCUGCCCUCCUCCUCACAUCAACAGCUACAGGGGGUCACCACAGCCCAGCUAAUACAGUCUGGGGACCUGACGGAAGAACAGCACCAACAGCUGCAGGCCCAGUUGAUGGCAGCGGUGGCUGGUGGUCAACAGAUCCAGAUCCAGACGGUGGGAGCUCUCUCCCCCUCCCAGCAGCAGGGCUCUCCCCGGGGGAACACCAUCCAGACCACCUCCCCCCUCCAGCCAGCCAAGAAGCGUAAGGUGGACAUGCCCAUCACAGUGUCGUACGCCCUGCCUGGUCAGCAGCUGGCCACUGUACUAGCCAUCCCCCAGGGUCAGGGGCAGCAGCAGAGCUACGUAUCUCUGAGGCCAGACGUGUUGACUGUAGAUAGCAGCCACCUGUACAGCGCUACAGGUACCAUCACCAGCCCCACUGGAGAGACCUGGACCAUCCCAGUCUACUCUGCCCCACCAGGGUCACGCGAUCAGGGUGGCGUCACACACAUCGCCAUCCCCCAGGAAGCAUACAGCGCUGUGCAGGUUGGGGGGGGAACUACAACGACAAUGGCACACACUACGCCAACACAAGUUACGAUCGGCUCGGGUCAUGCAGUUUCCACGAUGACUGGGUCGUCGGGGGGUCAUGAAGAAGUGCAAUACCAGACAGUGGCGGCCAACUCUCUGUUCCCGGCCCAGUUCAUGCACGGGAACAUCCACAUCCCUGUGGCGGUGCAGGGGUAUGGCAACACCACCCAGUCGCUCAUCUGGGACCCCCAGCAGCAGGUGCUGCACACACAGGGAGGGGUGCAGGUCCAGGACGCACAGCAACUACAGGGUCAGACCAUGACAGUAGCAGAGAUGGAGGGCCAGGGGCAUACAGAGAUUAUGCUUUCCUGCUCUCUGAAGCCUGAGGAGGGGCUUGACGUGUGGAAGCUCUGGGCCCAGAGGAAGAAUGCCGAGCUGGACAAGGACGAGAUCAACAAACUAGCUCCCAUUGGCCGCCGGCAGGCGCUGAGGUUCCAGGAGGACCUGGUGUCGUGUGCGGUUGCUGAGCUCAGUGUGGGGCUGUCUCACAUGUGCCAGGAGGCCCGAGGGCUGGAGGGAGAGACUUAUGGGGCUGACGUUCUCUACUAUGUCUUCCUCUGCAUACAGAAGUAUCUGGUUGAUAAUGGUCGUGUGGAUGACGUGUUCUCAGACCCGUACUACGGGCGCUUCUCCCAGUGUCUGCAUCGGAUACUUGAGCCAUGGAGGCCAAGCGUCCAUCCACUAGGCCCAGGUUACCUCAUUGCCAGUCAGGUGACGGAGGAGAUGCUGUGGGAGUGUAAACAGCUGGGUGCCCAUUCCCCUGCAACGCUACUGACCACGCUGAUGUUCUUCAACACCAAGUACUUCCAGCUGAAGACGGUGGAGCAGCAUCUGAAGCUCGCCUUCUCCAAAGUCCUGAGACACACCAGGAAGAGCCCCAACAACCCCAAAGACAAGUGCACCAGCAUCCGCUACCUAAAGCCUGUUGGCCAACACCAGAUAGGACAGAAAGUGACAGAUGACAUGUAUGCAGAGCAGUUGGAGCAUCCAGAGAACCCUCUACGCUGCCCCAUCAAGCUCUACGACUUCUACCUCUUCAAAUGUCCACAGAGUGCUAAAGGCCGUAACGACGCCUUCUACCUGAACCCUGAACCCGUGGUGGCGCCCAACAGCCCCCUGUGGUACUCCACCCAGCCAAUCAACAGAGAGCAGAUGGAGCACAUCCUUGCUCGCUGCCUCAUAGUGAGAGAGAUCCAGGAAGCUGUUGCCAACAUACAUUAGCAGGACUGGAGGAGGAGGGGAUUGACCAUUGACUUAGACAUCGCAUCAUUAUGGCGUCGCUGAGAGCACGGGCAGGGCCAUUGAGGCCAUCUCCAUUUUGAAGUAGUACAUUUUCUUCUUCUACUACUUCUAUGAGUUGGCAAACAAACUGAAAGGGUGCAUACUGCCACCCGGAGUGUGCUGUUUGAACAGUAUAAAGCCAAGGUUGGCGAUUUACUGCCACCUGCAGUUAUGGAAUGUUUGUUCACGAGUAGGCCUAUAAUUCAUUGGCCCAUCCCUCCUGACGGCUCAAAUAAUUGAAACUUGACAAAUUAUCCAAUGGAUUAUGAUAAUUUGCUGGUAAAAACAUUAGUUUUCACCCCUUAUUUUAAUUUGCUCCGUGGCAAGGCGGCCAAGUGUAGGGUCGUCACUAGUUAACACAGCCACAAAGUAAUAAAUCCUGUCUGUUUCAACAUUAUCUUAAAAUCUGAUUUUAAACCUGUCACCUUAACCACACUGCUAACCUUAAAUUAAGAUCAAAAAGCUCAUUUUUGUUUUCAUGGAUUUGUACGAUAUAGCCCAUUUUGACUUUGUGGCUGUUUUUAUCUAGUGGAAACUCAAGUGUAGGCUACAGAGAAAAGCUGUUUGGCUCUGACGACUUGAAUAGGAAGAACUUUGCAGCAGGUGUUUCUGCUUAAUAAACAUUGCCAUGCUGGUAGGUGGUAACAUUUCAAUAAAACCCAGCCCUGAAGCAAAA